AGGAGAUGGCGCAUUGGAUGAUGGUACGAGGAUGAUGCUGGGGUUGCAGAUGGUGAGGGGAUCGAAUUGACGGGGAGGGGGAGGCGGGGAGCCGCCCAAGCCUCUUGCGUUGGUCCCUCCCCUCUCUCUGUGUAUCGUCGUUGGAUUAGGGACAGGGUCAUCUACACCGUCCAAUCGUCGGCGAGGGUUUAAGGAGGAGGACACCACGAGUCCUCCCCUCUCGUCGCCGUCAACCUCAACGCCGGCCACAGCCAGCCCUCCGCCGUGCGCCCUUGAGAGAACUCUACGCCUGUAGCCCCAAUCCUCAUUGGAAUCCAAGCUUCCCCUGAGGCCCCGAAGGCGAACAAAACCGCCCCGUGCGGUCUCCGCGCGCCGCCGGCCGAGACCAUGCCGAGCUUCCCGCCGCCCGGCGCCGUCACCAUCUGCGAGAUCAACCGCGACCUCGUUGCGGCGGAUGCGCUGUCGGAUGAUCGAGCCAAGGAGGCCUACGGCGAUGUCCUCGGAAUGGUCUUCAGCCCGAUUCCUUUCCAGCCGGAUGCUCCUGCUGCCAAUGAAGCUCAGCCCGCAGAGAUUGUCCCCAAAGCAAGUUUGGUGUCAACCAUAGCCGAGUCCUUCAAACAAAUGCUCUUCCCUUCUUGUGAUCCAAAUCUGCUUGAAGAAUUGGAUACCCAGAAAGUAAGCUGGAAUCAGCACAAGCAUUGCUUGGCGUUUGUAUCUGAGAGGAACCAAGUUACAGUUCAUGACUUUGAGGAGCCAGAUAAUAAAGAAUCCUAUAUUCUAACAAAUGACCAGCAAAAGGAUGUUAAAGCUGUUGAAUGGAGGCCAAAUAGUGGAAAGAUGAUUGCUGUUGCCUGCAAGGGAGGGAUAUGCCUUUGGUCAGCAUCAUAUCCUGGCAAUGUUGCAUCUGUGAAAUCUGGUGUCACCUCUUCUUCAUUUGGUGCCUUCCCUAGAGGUUCUGGAGGUCAAUGGAUACUUGUGGACAUUCUCCGUGGUUCUGCUAAUGAGCUAGUUACUGCACUUUGUUGGAAGCCUGAUGGAAGAUACUUGGUAUCUGCCUCUUGUGAUAGCCCAUCAUUCACAAUUUGGGAUGUUUCUCAAGGGUUGGGAACACCUAUACGACGUGGAUUAAGUAGUAUAUCAUUAGUGCGGUGGUCACCCACUGGAGAUUACCUUUUAACUGCUAAGCUUGAUGGAACUUUUCACUUAUGGGAAACAAAUACAUGGACGUCAGAACCGUGGUCUUCAUCUAAUGGAUAUGUAUCUGGAGCAAAUUGGGACCCAGAAGGUCGUACUGCACUGUUAUCCUUUUCUAACUCAACUACACUGGGCUCAGUUCACUUCUCAUCAAAGCCACCAUCUUUAGAUGCCCAUCUCCUACCAGUUGAACUUGCUGAAAUUUCCUCUGUGAUUGUUAGCCGAGGCAUAGAGAAAUUGGCAUGGGAUUCUUCAGGAGAGCGCUUGGCAUUGUCAUUCAAAGAUGGUAAUGAAAUUUAUCAUGGCCUUGUUGCUGUCUAUGAUGUGAGGAGAUCUCCACUUAUCUCAGUUUCACUUGUUGGAUUCAUUAGAGGACCUGGAGAAGGAGCAAAACCACUUGCAUUUGCCUUCCAUAGCAAAUUUAAGCAAGGGCCAUUGCUUUCUGUGUGCUGGAGUAGUGGCUGGUGCUGUACAUAUCCCCUCAUACUUCGUCCUCAUUGAUUCCCUAAGAAGAGUAAGGAAGCACACUGGGUCAAGGGAUGAUUGCCAUACUAUUGAAUUAUAAUCUUUGCAGGGCCAGGGGGAUGCAUUCUCUAAGUGCCUCAAGAAUGCUACUAAUAUUGUUAUCCUCAUGUAUGUCGAUCCUGGCUGAUGUAAGUGAUGCUAUCGAAUGGAAACAAACAGAAAAUAUACUG
This is a messenger RNA of Oryza brachyantha (malo sina), 1889 nucleotides long. RefSeq names its product aladin. NCBI's taxonomy places the organism in Eukaryota, Viridiplantae, Streptophyta, Magnoliopsida, Poales, Poaceae. The transcript has 15 exons. Gene Ontology annotation, biological process: nucleocytoplasmic transport. Gene Ontology annotation, cellular component: nuclear pore. Gene Ontology annotation, molecular function: protein binding. Bases 388 to 1695 code for a protein of 435 amino acids. The record is from RefSeq and is a predicted model, not a curated record.